AAAACGUCGUAUGUUGCUUAUGUUUCAUCGACUGGUUUUUACUUUCUCCGAAAUAUUUCCGUGAUUUUUCUUUUUGAGGUUGUUUAAUGUUUCCUAACUCGAUACUUGUAUUUUGAAUUGUGUUGACACUUUAGUCUAUAUUCAAAAUACUGUGACUUCAGUCAUAUGAUAAAUACAAAAGUUUAAAUAUUUACAAAAAUAUUCAUAACCGUUAAAAACAUAUUGAGUGUGUUCAUUGUAUCACCACGCCUACUUUAACUACUUAUCAAGCAAGAAAAUGGAAUUCCAGCAAAUGAAGGGACAAGGUAACAUAGGUUCAAAUGGCUCUAGGAACUUUAAAGAUGGAGAAUUUGAUACCUGGAAAAACCAACAUCAUCCAACCUACAGUUCUUCUGUGUCCAGUGCAAACAUGGGUGAUCCCUACUCCUGUAUGACAAAUUACUAUGCUACCAUGCCAUUUCAGUAUGUCAACCAAAGUGGUCUAGGGGAAGCUACCUGGAGUAAUGGCUCAGAUCCAGUUACAUUUCUUAGUGGUUAUAGUGGUCAGCUUGGAGCUGGAGACCAGCAUGCACCUUACAUGGAUGGAAUGUUUGGACAGAGUAGUUUUCCAGGUUAUGGCCAGGGAUUUAAUUUCUUUCAUGGAACUAGCAGUGAUUACUCAGCCUUGGGAGGUUCUGGAAUGGGAGGCCGUAAGCCUGUAGGCCAUGAUUAUCCAGAAGACUAUAUUCAAGAGUGCUAUGAACAGAACAGAGAUCAAACUGCUGUUAGGAAACUAGAGCAGGGAAUGAGCAACCUUAUGGUGAAAGAUGCAAAAACUGAUGUUCCAUAUACAGAUGCAGCUGUGGCUUCUGGUGGUGGUGAUAUUCAUUUAGGGAGACGAGGUGGGAAUUCUUUUAAUCCAGGAGGCCCAGCAUAUCUAAUUGGUUAUAAAAAAAUGUCAUGGGCGUCUGUUGCCAGCCAACCAGCCAAACCAAUGUCUAAAAUGAAAUUAAAAUCUGUAUCUCCUGCACCAUUGUUCUCUAAUAAACAAAGCUCUUCCAAUAUGGAUAUUGGUACUUGGGAGGAUAAGAAUGGUAGUAAUGUUAAUAGUGGCAGAAUGGGCCCUAUCCCACCUCUAACUCAACCAAGGCCUUCUCCUUGGGGAGUACAAAGAGGUGGAAGGUCAAAUGGCCCUUUAGACCAAUCUUAUGACAGUUCUCUUCAACCCCCAUCCCAACAGAUUAUUACGCUAGAUCAGUCUCCUCUCAGACCUGAUAACUUUCCAUCCCAUCCAGUUCUUGAUAAGCUACGAAUGGAAAAUAACUACAAUCCAAAAGAAUUUGAUUUGAAUGCUAAAGGUGCAAGAUUCUUUAUCAUUAAAUCUUUUUCUGAGGAUGACAUUCACCGAUCUAUCAAAUACUCUAUCUGGUGUUCCACUGAACAUGGUAACAAAAGAUUAGAUGCAGCUUACAGAGAAAGAGAGGGUAAAGGGCCAGUGUAUUUGUUUUUUAGUGUCAAUGGGUCUGGGCAUUUUUGUGGAAUGACUCAGAUGAUGUCAGCAGUAGACUAUAACACGUCAGUUGGGGUAUGGGCCCAGGAUAAAUGGAAGGGUCGUUUUAAAGUCAGUUGGAUUUAUGUAAAAGAUGUUCCAAAUUCACAGCUUCGUCACAUUAGACUAGAAAAUAAUGAAAAUAAACCAGUCACAAACUCUCGUGACACUCAAGAAGUUCCAGGAGAAAAGGGGAAACAGAUGUUGAAGAUAAUUCACAACUAUCGUCAUAACACUUCAAUCUUUGAUGAUUUCCUUCAUUAUGAAAAACGGCAAGAAGAGGAUGAACAGCGAAAGUCGCAGACCCGAGGAAGAUAUGAUCAAGGAGAUAAUUAAGACUUCUUGAUGGCUAUUUUAGAAUGAACUAUAGGAGGAUAGUGACUCAAAUAUCAAUGUGGAAUGAGUCACCCAUUUCUGAACUGUUUCUUCUCUGCUGCUACUGUUUAAAAUACAACAAAUACUACAGAUUUACCUGUAGGACUUCUACGUGCAGAUCACAAAUAAUUCUUUGCCUUGAAGACUUCUUUUUUUUUCACACAAUUUGGUGUAUGGGUAUUUUUUUGUUGCAUUUUAUUAGAAAUACUAAACAUUUAGUUUUGCAGUGGCUGAAAGAUAAAGAAUCCAGCAUUUGGAAAGAAUCAAGCUGCAAUAUUUGUGCUAUGUGUAUAAUUGUCUCGACUUUGAAACAGAUAAAUUUCUACCCUGUAGUUUGGAUGUACUUUAAAAAAUCUGUAGAGAUACUCUCAGUGAUCAAAAAUUGUGCAUUGUAGAAACAGUUGUAAGAGUGAACAAAGAAACAUUUUUGCUAUGUGAAUCCCUCCCUUGUAAGUACUACUGCUGAACAUAUAUGACAGAACAGUUUUUCAAAGCAUUCAUUAUUCUGUUUAUAAAACAAUUUGAAUGAUCUACUAUUUAUGUAACACAUACAGCAAAGCCUUUAAACUAUUGUCAGCUUAAAACUGUUGAGUAUAAAACUGACCAGCACUACCCUUUUGAGCUGUACAAUGUACAUGCAGUUCUACUUAAUGAAAGGAUAAUGCCAGAGGAUGUGAGAAUAACUGAGGUAUGUACAUGUAAUGUAUGUAGUUUCAAAAUUAUUUUACAUUAUUAGAACCAUAAAGAUCAUUUAUAUGAAAUACACAGGAUACAUUGUUUUUCAAGAUGUAGAAUUCACAGUGUUACUAAGAAGAAAAUUACAUUAAAACAUUGUCAGAAAUAGUCAGGGAAAAUUUGCAUAGUUUGUAACAGUUUAUUGUUGUUUUUGUAUUAACUCAGAAGUAAUUAAUAUGAAUUUUAAGUCCCUUUAUAACAUAGCUUGCAUAUUGAAAAGUUAAGAUAAUGCAUCCAUGAAAUAAUCACGACUUAGAUUAUUGAUCUAACAAAUGAUUGAAGAAGUUUAAGUAGACAACAUUAAAUGUGCAAUUAGUUUUCCAGUUCUGAUAAAAACAUCUUAAAUGAGUUAACAGGAAUUCAGGGAUUAAUAAAUAUGUCUUUUUUUUUUACUUGUAAAAUUUUAAUCAGUGUUUAGUUCAAUAUGGGGCUAGAAUAUUUUACUCAAAAUUAUAGUUUAACAAUAGUGAUUUCAAUGUAAACUUUAGUGGUAUGUCUAAGUUAUGUAUGUAAGUUGGUCAAUAUUUCACUAAAAGAUAAUGUUCAGGCAAAUAACAGGAAAAUAAGGGGAUAAUAAAGUCUAAAGUAAUGUCGAAAUUUCAUUUAUGUAUUUUUUAGUAUUUAUAAAGAAAAUUAAUUAGUGAAUCAGCAGAAAAAUGAAAGUUUACAAAAAUCUGUUGAGGUAUGAAAGUUCAAAACUAGAAUUAAAUGGUUUUUAUUUAGGUGAAACUUACUAAAAGAAGGCUAGUGUUCUUUAUAACUUAAAUCAUUAAAUAGUACAAACCAACUAAGAAUUUAUUUAAAUAAAAUGAAGUGUGAUUAAAGGUAAUACUUGUAUUUCCAUGCCAACCAUUUAUUUGAAAAUAAAAGAAAACAGUCUGAAAAGUUAUAGAAAUAAAUGUUGAGACAAUAAAAUCUU
Limulus polyphemus (Atlantic horseshoe crab) is the source of this 3557-nucleotide messenger RNA. RefSeq names its product YTH domain-containing family protein 1-like. The transcript has 5 exons. Gene Ontology annotation, biological process: mRNA destabilization. NCBI's taxonomy places the organism in Eukaryota, Metazoa, Arthropoda, Merostomata, Xiphosura, Limulidae. Gene Ontology annotation, cellular component: cytoplasm. The record is from RefSeq and is a predicted model, not a curated record. Bases 278 to 1864 code for a protein of 528 amino acids. Gene Ontology annotation, molecular function: N6-methyladenosine-containing RNA reader activity; mRNA binding.